AUGGAGCUUCAGGAAAUUAAGUGUGCUGGGAAUAGUUUUACUUGGAUUAGGCCUAAUGGUUAUGUGAAAAGCAGGCUUGAUAGAUUCUUGGUUUCGGAGCAUUGGCUAUCUCUUUGGCCUGAGAGCUGUCAACUUGUCCUCCAAAGGAAUCUUUCUGAUCAUUGCCCAACCAUCUUGCAAAAUAGCAUGGUGGAUUGGGGUCCUAAGCCCUUUAGGGUGUUUGACUGGUGGCUGCAACAAAAAGGGUAUCAAAAAAUGGUGAGGGAGGCUUGGAAUAAUGAUCAGCAGGGGGGUUCGGGGGGUAUUGUCCUUAAAAAUAAGCUGAAAAACUUCAAAGCUGCUAUAAAGCAGUGGAGCAAGGUAGAGGGGAAUAUUAAUGCCAAGAAGAUCCUCAACAUUCAACAGAAACUAAAUGAGGUGGAGAAUCUAGCCUCUCAUCGAAUUCUGUCUGAUCAAGAGCUUAAGGACAGAAACUCUCUUCAGCAGGAGUUAUGGAAUGCUUCAGAUGCUUUUGAAUAUUUAAUGACACAAAAAUCUAGGGCCAGAUGGUUGAAGGAAGGGGACUACAACACUAGUUACUUCCACAAAAUAAUAAAUUUCAGGAGAGCAUACAAUGCUAUUCCAGGUAUUCUUAUUGAUGGGGAGUGGGUCCAGCAACCUAAUACAGUGAAGAAUGUAGCUGCUAAUUUCUUCCAUAACAGAUUCACUAAACAGAACCACUCUAGACCUACCUUGAAUAGGGUUCAAUUCAAUUCUAUUUCUCGGGGGCAAAAGGAGCAGUUGACUGCCCCUUUCUCUCACCAAGAGGUCAAAGAAGCUGUCUGGAGGGGAUAA
Glycine soja is the source of this 834-nucleotide messenger RNA. RefSeq lists its product as uncharacterized. The record is from RefSeq and is a predicted model, not a curated record. The transcript has a single exon. Bases 1 to 834 code for a protein of 277 amino acids. NCBI's taxonomy places the organism in Eukaryota, Viridiplantae, Streptophyta, Magnoliopsida, Fabales, Fabaceae.